Phyllotreta striolata is the source of this 1748-nucleotide messenger RNA. NCBI's taxonomy places the organism in Eukaryota, Metazoa, Arthropoda, Insecta, Coleoptera, Chrysomelidae. The record is from the annotation of a GenBank genome assembly.
UCUCAAAUGAAUCGGACGUCGUGCGAAGUGUUUCAGUGUAUCGGUUGAAAUCGUGAUUGGGGUGGAAAAGACGAUAAUUUCUAUAGAAAAAUGACGACCAACGGGCCGGAGGCCUUCGAACAGGAGGACUUGUUGAAGAAGGGCCGGGCCGUGGAAAUAACGGGAUCGAACCGAGGGAUAGGUGGAAGAAAAUGGAAGAUCCCUACCCGAUUCUGGAUAGGCGUGAUGGUGUUCCUAUCGACCUACAUAAAUUACACCACGAGAGUGAACAUGUCGAUGAGCAUCGUAUCGAUGACCAAAGGAAAAUCGAAGAGCACCCCGGAAUGCAUUUUGCUGAGGCAACAAGCGGAAGAGGCCGCCAAAUUCGCUCUGAACUCUUCCUACGUCAUGAAUACGAACGUAACUCAAAAGAAAACAUUUGGUGACUUCGGAGAACGUUACGAUUGGGACGAGCACGUACAAGGCCAAAUAUUGGGCAGCUACUUCUGGGGCUACGUGAUAACAUCCCUGCCCGGCGGAGCGGCCUCGGAAUGGUGGGGCCCCCACAAAGUCAUAUUCUCGAUGACCUUACUGUCCGGUUUAGUAAACGCUUUGAGCGUACCGGCCGCUUGGUACCACUUCGGGCUGUUGAUAACCUGCAGGUUCCUGCUCGGCAUAUUCGGCGGUUUCGUGUACCCAGCAGUACAAGUCCUGAUAGCCAAAUGGGCGCCUCCUGCGGAAAAGGGCAAAUUCGUAGCCGGCUUGAUGGGCAACACUUUAGCCACCUGCGUCACGUGGCCUUUGAUCGGAGGCGUGACGUCAUCGUACGGAUGGGCCUGGGGCUUUUACUCGAUAAGCAUACAGUGCAUCGUCUUCUGCUUGAUCUUCUGGUUCGUCGCCGCCGACAGUCCGGACGAUCACAAAUUCAUCUCACCGGAGGAGGUGGCUUACAUCAAAGAAGCCCAAGGGAGCUCCGUUACCAAGAAAAAGCACCGCGCCCCCUACGUGGCGAUAUUCAAAAGCGUGCCGUUUUGGAUGCUGGCCAUUCUGCAUUUCGGUAACCUGUGGGGCCUCUACUUGCAGCUGCAGAGCGUGCCCAAGUUCAUGGCCGAAGUGGUGGGUUUCAAUUUGAAGCAGGCCGGUUUCCUCUCGGCCCUGCCCCAUUUGACCCGGCUGUUCUUCGGCACCGCCUACGGCUCGGUCGGCGAUUACCUCAAAUCCAGGAAGAUCCUAUCCCAGAAGGCCAUCAGGAAGAUUUUCGUAUUGUUUUCUCAUAUAAUUCCGGGUAUUCUACUGAUUGGAAUAGCUCUGACGAGUUGCGAUUGGGUGCCGAUAGUCGUGAUGCUGACGUUCAGCAUGGCUAUAAACGGAGCCGCAGUGUUGACGAAUUUGCAGAACCCGCAGGAUUUGGCGCCGAAUUUCGCGGGAUCGAUUUUCGGGAUUAUCAGUUUUAUCGGGGGAAUGACGGGUUUCAUCGUGCCCGCCAUUACGGGGGCUUUUAUCGCGGAACACAACGGGACGAAAGAAUGGGGUUAUAACUUCAUACUGGGAGGAUCCGUGUAUAUCGUUUGCGGUGCUGUUUUCAUCCUAUUCGGGUCCGUGGAGGAGCAGAAGUGGAAUAGGAUAGCCGAUGAGGAGAACGAGGAGGCGCCGGCGAAAAACGAAUAAAUACUUAAGAUAUAUCAUGUAAUUUUUUAUAUAUUGUAUGUGAACUUUACCCGCUUAUUUGUGGAAUGUAAUAGUCUGAGAAUUAAACGAAUCAAAUACAA